GGCGGGAUGAAUGUGUGGUGGACGUGACCGGCGGCAGUAUCGGCGAGCUGCGUCUGUGAUCUUCAAGGUACAGGCUAUUCACACUAAAGAUGUACCCCUGCAGUAUAUGUGGCUGUGUUAGCUCUACACUUUCCGCAUUUCUCAGGCAUGUGGCUUUGCACAAAAAUGCCAACAAUUUUUAUGUGAAAUGCCCCUUUCAAGACUGCUACAAGAAAUUUUGCAAAGUUGGCUCGCUCUACAGUCACUUCUGUCGUGGGCACAGACGGGUUAGACGUGCUGAACAAGAAAGCUGUGUUUCCAUCAGCGCGCAUGGUUGCGACUUAGUCUGCACUGUGGACAGCUGCAUACAAGUUUGUAAAGAUUAUAAAGCUCUAAUUGCCCACCUGAAAUUUCACAUUGUUCAAGGUGCAAAAGUGACAUGCCCGUUAUGUAAGAAAGCAUACAAUAAGAAGGCAUCUUUUUCUUCCCAUCUUUCACGUUACCACGGGAAGUACCUUUGCUCAGUAUCAGAUGUGGAAGUUCAAGAGCCUAGGCCUGUUUCAGCAACUGUUACCACCCCUCCACAUGAUGCUGAACAAACUGGAAGCAAUUCAUCUGAGGAGGAAGAGCUACCUAGUACACUGGCACUGCAUCAAGGCAGCAUGCAAGAAAGCUGUAAGAACCAUGUUAGCACUGCUUUUGCCCAUCUGUACCUGCGACUCUUAUCUGAGCGCCAUGUGCCAUCAUCUACAGUUCAAAUUAUUUCUGAGGCUAUAUAUGACAUACAAAAUGCAAAUGCUUCAGCAAUGGCGUCUUGUCUCAAAGAAAAGCUCAGGGAAAAAGCUGUUAACAGUGAUGACAUAGAUAAGCUGAUAGAUGAAACAUUUGAAAGUGAUUAUGUUUUGGCACUGCAUCGAGCACCAGAUGGUGUGUUCAGGACAGAACACAGCCGUUCUUCAUUCUUCAAGAAAGAGUUUCUGUAUGUAUCACCUGUAGAAAUAUUGUUGGGGAAAAACAAGAAGAACAAGAAUGCUACCUUUCAUUACGUGCCAAUUCUAAGUACACUUGAAGCCAUGCUUGAAAAUGAAGAUGUGAUAUCACCGUGCGAUAGGAUACUGCCCGAGACCCCUGGUGUCCUGAAAGAUUUCACUGAUGGAAAUAUGUUCCAGUCUAUUCCACUUUACAAGGAGCAUCCUGAAGCACUGAAGCUUAUACUCUUUCAAGAUGCAUUUGAGGUCGUGAAUCCAAUUGGUUCUGCAAAGAAGAAACACAAACUUCUUGCUGUUUAUUUAAUCCUUGGUAAUCUCUAUCCAUGGAAAAGAUAUGCAGCUCAUUCUCUCAAGUUGUGCUUGCUCUGCAACGAAAAUGAUCUGGCAUAUUUUGGGCAGGCCAAAGUGUUUAUGCCUUUGCUCGAUGAUCUGAAGAAGUUGGAAGCUGGCCAUUUCGUAACUUCAAGAGGAAUGCGUUUGUUUGGCACCGUGACUGCCAUCCUUGGAGACAACCUUGGAAGCCACGGAAUCGGAGGCUUUGUGGAAAAUUUUAGCUCUGCAAGUCACAUCUGUAGGUUUUGCAUCGCUGAAAGAGCUGACCUUUUUUCUCCAAAUGCACUGUCAGGUAUUUCAGAAAUCAGAACACCGGCCAAUUACAAUAGUGCUUUAUUAGCCCUGCAAGCCAAUGGUUCAAGUAUAGAAAAAGGAGUGAAGUUCAAUUCCUUAUUCAAUCAAUUGAAGUACUUCCAUGUGUGUGCUCCAGGUCUCCCUCCUUGUUUGGCACAUGAUUUAUUUGAGGGUGUUGUUUCAUUUGACAUUUCUUUGUAUAUUAAGCAUUUUGUAACGGUUCUCAAGUGGAUUUCGCUUGAAGACCUUAAUCAGCGCAUUACUUGUUUUCAUUUUAAACAUGAUGAUUUGGCAGACCGGCCGUGUGAAGUUCACUUCAAGAAAGCACUAGGAGGCCAUGCGGUUCAAAACUGGAACAUGUUGCGCUUUCUUCCAUUGUUUCUACUUGGUUCAAUUCAGUCUACGGAAAAUGAUAUCUGGCAACAAGUUCUUUUGCUUUCUGAAAUUGUCCUGCUUGUUACUGCACAUAGUAUCACACUCCCCAUGGUUAUGAGGCUGCAAGACCUUAUAGAGGACUACAUGACGGGCAGAGCACACCUCUUCCCUUACGUUGCCAUGAAGCCUAAGCAUCAUUACCUGAUUCAUUACCCGUUUCUGAUUACACAGUUUGGCCCACUGAUAAAGAUGUGGACAAUGAGGUGUGAAAGUAAGCACAGCUAUUUCCGUAAGUGUGCAAGAAAUUGCCAGAAUUUCAGGAACUUGACGCACACACUUUCUGAGCGCCAUCAGCUUUAUCAGGCAUAUAAGAACACAGGAGCAGGUAUUCAUGGUUUAGUCAAUAGUUCCUCAUUCUCUAGUGAGCUUUGCACACCAGAAAUACAAAAGGAAGUACGCGAUGUGAUCAUUGAAGAAGGUAAUAUAUUCUCGGCCAGUCAAGCUACUAUCCGUGGCAUGCUUUACAAACAGGACAUGCUUGUUGUUAUGAGGCGGACGGAUGGCGCUCCAGUUUUUGGUGAGAUUAGGCUUAUUCUUGCCAGUAAUGGCGAUCACUUUUUCUUAUUAAGAACUGUCCACGCAAGAUAUGAGCCUGCUAUGCUCUUCUACAGCAUUAUCAGUAGUGAUGGUCCUUUCAAAUGCAUGAAGCUUGAAAGCCUCCUUGAUUGGACUCCAUUGGUGCAGUAUAAACUUGCCCGCAACAAGUACCCUGUUGUUGUGCUGAAGCAUGCUAUAUUAGAUUUUGUUUGAUUUCAUGCUUUUGACAGGCAAAAUGGACUUGCGACAGCAUAUUUCCAGUUGGCUGCCGCACUUGGACAAUGAAGUGAUCGAACAGAUUGUACAGAAACUGCUGGACUGUGGUGUUCAGUCACUUGAGCACCUCAAGUAUGUAGUGGAGGCUGACCUAAUGUUCCUGAGUGUUGUCAGUAGACGCAUCCUGCUCGAAAAGUUCCAGACAGCUGCUUCACCAGCCGUGCAAGUGUCCAUUCCCCAAGGAAGCGAAGCUUCUGUGAGCUUGUUGGGCCAGGCUUUUGAUAUUCCAUGGGAUGCAUUUCCACCCGAACUCAUAAAAGCAUGUCAAGAUGGCAGGCGCCCACUGAAAAGUGAUCUGAAUGAAAUGAUUAGGACACUAAGUGACAGGGUGCUUGCCUGCUACCAGAAGCCUGGGCGCAAAGUGCUGCGAGUCAUUGCGAGGGAAAUUGUCAGCAAAUAUCCAAGAACUUUUGAGGACACCCUCAAUGGCACCAUCAUUGCUACAGGACUAGAAACGCUUCUAUGGAAGCUGGAGAAUUGUAUUAACAACAAAAGAAGGCACAGUUCUGAGUGUUCGAAGCGGUGUUUUUCAGAAGAUGAAGAGUUGACCACAAAGAAACCACAACUCCAAAAAGAUUCUUAUGGCUGUGUAGCCUGGCAGCCUGACCUUCCGUCUACGGAAACAGCUGAAACUCAAGAGAACAAAAGAAAAGAGUUGCAAGCCCAAUUCAGGCUAGCUUCCCCAAACAGUUCUCGAGUCACACAGCUAAUGGCCGAAACAUAUUCGUCACAGAGGCAGGUGAUUAAUGCCAGCAGAAGCGUGGUGAACGUGAAGGAAAACUGGCCUUUCCUCUUUGAAGAAGCACACAUGUGUUCACAUGUCAAUAUACUGCUGGGGUUCAGUGCCUCGCAAACAUUUGACGAUCAGGUUAAGACUGUUGGGCGACAGGUUUUUAGGUAUGCUCACAGCUUAAUAAAGAAGCCGAACGUGAGGACAUGCCUAGAGGAAAUUGAAAAGGCCAGAAUUGAAACGAAAUCAAUGGCUGUAGAGUAUGAAGCCACUCCCCUCCUCCUACUUGCCAUCUUCGAUGAAGACCGGGAGCUAUUCUGCAAGGUAGUCGAGGAAUCUGCUAGUGAUGACGACCUUGGGGACAUGCCAUGUUCUCCCUUCAUCAUUGCAAAAGGAGGCAGUUUUCUUACUGCUAAGAGCUUCGUCGUAUGUGUCGACAGCCUGCCAGCGAUGCAUGCAACGAACCCCUGCCAGGCGUUCAAGCUGAUGUUUUUUGUUCACUUCGCGUUCAACGUUGCGUACCCCAAAGACACAAGCCUCUGCCUGGAGUUCACACAGCGAACCAUUGCAGGUGUGAACCCUGGCAGGGGAACCAAGGUGGAGCGGACCAAGAAAAAGCAGCAUUGCCUCUCCCCAAAAGUGGCCUCCCUCGUCACAUCGUUGAAAGACUAUGACUUUUAACUGUUCUGUAACUUAAAAACGUUCAAUAUCAAUGCACUGUGAUAAUGUAACAACUCGUGGCAUGCCUUAUGCCUUGUUUCUACCUCACUGCUUAAUGCAGUACUAGUCUCAAGCAAGGCACAGUUUGCCCCAGUCACUUUCCUUUUCCAUAUACUUUCCAUAUACUGCUUGUAUGCAUUAGUAGUUGCAAGGCUGGACAUACUAAGUGGGGUGACUGUUUUUGGUUGCACUGUGGUAAUGUAACAACUUGUGGCAUGCCUUAUGCCUUGUUGUUUGUAUCUCACUGCUUAAUGCAGCACUAGUCUCAAGCAAGGCGCAGUUUGCCCAAGUCACUUUCCUUAUGCAUAUACUUGGCGUUGCAGUUUAGUGACUGGUUGGAUACAUUGUAGUACUGCUGUCUCUAUUCUAAUAUUUUAAGUUUUAUAUUGUAGUUGCAAGGUUGAACAUACUAAGUGGGGUGACUGUUUUUGGUUGCACUGUGAUAAUGUAACAACUUGUGGCAUGCCUUAUGCCUUGUUGUUUGUAUCUCACUGCUUAAUGCAGCACUAGUCUCAAGCAAGGCGCAGUUUGCCCAAGUCACUUUCCUUAUGCAUAUACUUGGCGUUGCAGUUUAGUGACUGGUUGUAUACAUUGUAGUACUGCUGUCUCUAUUCUAAUAUUUUAAGUUUUAUAUUGUAGUUGCAAGGUUGAACAUACUAAGUGGGGUGACUGUUUUUGGUUGCACUGUGAUAAUGUAACAACUUGUGGCAUGCCUUAUGCCUUGUUGUUUGUAUCUCACUGCUUAAUGCAGUACUAGUCUCAAGCAAGGCACAGUUUGCCCAAGUCACUUUCCUUAUACAUAUACUUGGCGUUGCAGUUUAGUGACUGGUUGGAUACAUUGUAGUACUGCUGUCUCUAUUCUAAUAUUUUAAUUUUUAUGUAGUAGUUGCAAGGCUGGACAUACUAAGUGGGGUGACUGUUCUUGGUUACACUGUGAUAAUGUAACAACUUGUGGCAUGCCUUAUGCCUUGUUGUUUGUAUCUCACUGCUUAAUGCAGCACUAGUCUCAAGCAAGUCACUUUCCUUAUACAUAUACUUGGCGUUACAAUUUAGUGAGUGGUUGUAUACAUUGUAGUACUCUUGUCUCUAUUCUAGUAAUAUUUUAAUUUUUAUAUUGUAGUUGCAAGGUUGGACAUGCUAAGUGGGGUGGCACAAUGUUUUUGGUUGCACUGUGAUAAUGUAACAACUUAUGGCAUGCCUUAUGCCUUGUUGUUUGUAUCUCACUGCUUAAUGCAGUACUAGUCUCAGGCAAGGCACAGUUUGCCCAAGUCACUUUCCUUAUACAUAAACUUGGCGUUGCAGUUUAGUGAGUGGUUGGAUACAUUGUAGUACUGCUGUCUCUAUCCUAAUAUUUUAAUUUUUAUAUUGUAGUUGCAAGGUUGGACAUACUAAGUGGGGUGACACAGUUUUUGGUUGCACUGUGAUAAUGUAACAACUUGUGGCAUGCCUUAAGCUUUGUUUGUAUCUCACUGCUUAAUGCAAUACUAGUGGCAGCCAGAAUUGAUGCUUGUUGGGAGAGUUGGUGGUUUGUAAGUGCUAAAACAGAGUGCAACAAGAUGGGACAAGAAAGAGCACUCGCUUUCACCUGUUUGUAUCUUGCUGUUUUCAUCUAUAGAUAUAUGCAUGAACUAUCAGCACGAAAUUGAAAAGCACAUUCGAUACAACUUAACCCUUUGCCGAUUGCCAACGAUCCGAAACGACCUCAUUUAUCAUAGUUCCAGUGAUACCAUAUUCAUGCAUGUUACUUGCACAUGCAGUAUUCAGUGCCUCGAUAAGCUCCCUAACUCGCUUGUCUUUGUGAUGGUUGUAUAAAUGUUAUAAACGGGGAUAAGGUGCCUCAGAGAGGCUGGCCUUAUCCCUGUUUAUGACCUUUAUACCACAGUGUGCUAUUCCAUCUGUCAGCCCCUUUCUUGAUUUUGGAUUUGUGACGGUUACUAAUCCGACUGUUCAAACAAAGGCACGCAUGGCCUAGAACAGCCCCAUCGCCUAGACUGCGUCCUGCAUUGACGGCAGUGCAAGCUACAUUGGUUACAAUAUUAAUGAGAGGAACCAGGGCCACCUAAGCCUGCACUGCCAUCAAUGCGGGACGCAAUCUAGGUGACGGAGCCGUUCCAAGCCACAAAAAGUAGUGGGUUAGCGAGACUAUUGAGGCAAUGAAUAUUGCACGUGCAGCUAGCAGGUGUGUGAUCGUUCCAUCGGUGGCACUAUCGAGAAAAGAUCCAAGUUGUACCGGCGUUGGGGUCAGUCACCUUAAUUCUUGCUUUCAGUUUCAUGCUGGCGGUUCAUGUGUGUAUUUAUACGUGGCAACAUCAAGGAAUAAACAGUUGAAAGUUGGCACUCCUGUCGUCUCAAGAUUGGACGUACCAGUUAGGACCCAGUUGGUUGCUUUUGGUUACACUGUGAUAAUGCAAACAGCCUGUUUCAUGCCUUAUGACUUGUUGCUCGUAUCUCACUGCUUCAUGCAGUACUAGUGUCAAGGAAGGCAUCAUUUGCGAAUUUGCACAAUUCUUCUAAUGCAUAUACUUGCCGUUACAGUUUAGUGACCAGUUGUAUAUUCAUUGUAUUGCAUAAUUAUUUUAUUUGACAAGAUUGAUUCGCCCUACUUAGUAUGUCCAAUGUUUUGGUUAUACUGCAAUAAUGCAAAAAUCCUGUGGAUGAGUUAUGUUCUAUUGCUUGUAUCUCACUAGCUGCUUCAUUCUGUACUAGUGUCAAGCAAGGCACAUUUGCGCUAGACACUCCUUAUGCGCAUAUACUUGCCAUCACACUUUAGUGAUUGGUUGUCUUCAUUGUACAGGUAUUACUUUCUGUGUUGCAUUUAUUGUAUUGCCAUUUUAGAGUGAAUCAUAUGUGCUCCUGUAUACUUACCGUUACUGCAUACCUUAUUAGCAGCUGUCCCAUAUAGGGAGUGCAGGAAGGGCAAUUUUAUUGCCUUUUUUCUUUGGUCACCUAUCUACCAUUUACCUUAAUUACGUGAUGCUGUAAGACGUAGUAAAUUACUAGUCAUGAUGACAUUGUUUAAUAUUGCACCUGCAUUUAUCACUAUUGUUCAAUACUUACACGUGCCAUUUCUAGCAGUCCCAUAAAGCAGUGAAAUAUCUCAUUGCAUUGAAACAUGGCAGGAGUUGUAAUGUUCUGUUAUGUAUGUAUACAUAUUAUGUAUUAUGUAUAAUAAAAGGUGGUGUGAAAU
Messenger RNA from Dermacentor andersoni, 7480 nucleotides. RefSeq lists its product as uncharacterized. The record is from RefSeq and is a predicted model, not a curated record. NCBI's taxonomy places the organism in Eukaryota, Metazoa, Arthropoda, Arachnida, Ixodida, Ixodidae.